GCGGCGGGCAGAACGGCGCUGAAACACGCCGGAGACCCUCGCUGGAGCACCGCAUGGGGGCUGCGUCAUCCGCAGGCUCUCUCGCUCGCUGGCUGCCAUGAGGCUGUCCUUUUGGCAACUAAUUCACCAUCCAUUCUGCCCCCUUGCUCCGCUGCCACCUUCAUCCCUCGUGGUCUCACUCUCUCCUGCUCGAUCCCCCCAUUCUCCCCGUUCUCCCCCUCCAAUCCUCCCCCUCUCCGCAUUGCCUUGAAGCCUUCCCUCCGCCGCUGAGGGGCCACGCGGCACCAUGCACAGCAUGCAGCGCCAGUUCGGACGCCUGAUGAAGAGGUCCGCCGACGAAAGCCAGGUGGCCAUUCUUCUGAAGGACUUCGAAGAAGCAGACAAACUCUUGGGCAAGAUCGUCGAUUCCACCAGCGCCUGGCGCGACGCCUGGUCGUCCAUCCUGUCGCACCAGAAUCGCAUGCUGGCCGAGUUCGAAGGCCUCUAUGCUCCUAUCGUUGGUUCCUCCGACGCCUCGGCCGUCGACAAGGCCGUUCCGACACCGGAAGCCACGUUGGCUCGAACAAACCACCUUCGGGAGCAAUAUGAGGAUUUGCGGAAGGAUCUCCUGGGUGAACUCGCCGCGGUGGAUGAACGGAUGAUUAGACCCGCCUCGCAGGCCAGGGAAUUCAUGAGUCCGGUGAAGAAGACGAUCAAGAGGCGCGAUGAUCGAAAGUUGGACUUUGAACGCUACCAAAGCCGCGUCGACACCUACAACAAGAAGACAAGGAGAUCAGACCGUGAUAACGCCGCCCUCGUCAAGGCCGAGAGCGACCUCGAGCGAGCGACAGCGGAAUACCACGCCGCGGACGAACGCCUGCGACAAUGUCUCCCGCCUCUAAUCGCGGCGGUCUUCUCACUCCUCCCCCAGUUCCUCGCUGCCCAGAUUGAGAUCCAGAACUCCAUGCUCGCGCACUACUACACCGUAGUCCUCAACUACUGCCAGGACGAGCGGUUCCCCUCCCCACCCCCACCCAUGGACCAGGUCAUCCAGGAAUGGGAACGCGCCUGCCUGCCCGUGCAGCAAGAACUCGAGGAAUUCAGCUGCAUCAUCCACGGCCGAACGGUGCUCAUGUCCGAAGCUACGGACGACCAGCGCUCUCGCACGCGCUCGUCCAGCCGUCCAGCCUCCAGCUACCGGCGCUCAUCCAGUCGUCCGGCCCAAGAACCCAGCUUCCGACGCUCCUCCAGCAGCCACGCGCCCCCGCGGCGCCCCAUCUCCCCCAUCCCAGCCAUGCCCCCAAACCGACUCCCCAUUCCCCCCAAGCCCGUCUUCGACACCAAACCCUCCCCCGUCUACGACACCAAACCUUCCCCCUCCCCCUCCUACCUCUCCCAACCCUCCAAUUCCUACUCCCCCUCCCCGGCCACCCCAUCCUCCUACAAAACCGCCCCUUCCCCCUCCCCGGCCCUUUCCUCCUCCAUCGCCGCCCGAACAGACUACUUCUCCCGCAACCAAUCCCAACCCACCCUCUCCAAGUCCACCUCCCAUUCCACCCUCCAACAAUCCCCCUAUCAACCCACCCUAAUCCAAGCCGCCACCACGGUAGCAUCCCCAAGCGUCUCCGCCUCCUCCCUCAUCGCCGCCUCCAAAAAGAAGCCUCCGCCGCCGCCUCCGCCGCGCGCACACUCCAAUGCUCCUGGUGCGGUGUACGUGACCGCCGUGUACGACUUCGAUGGCGAAAGCGCAGGUGAUCUCGCGUUCCGGGAGGGCGAUCGUAUCAGGGUGCUCAAGAAGACAGACAGUACGGAUGAUUGGUGGGAGGGGGAGGUCAGGGGACGGAAGGGGAGCUUUCCGGCGAAUUAUGUGGAGUGAGUGUGUAUGUCAGAUGUUUUGGUGGUGCUCUGUUAGGAGGGGAGGGGAGGGGAAGAGAAAGUGGAAGGAGGGAGGGUCUGUGUUGGACGGGACGUGAGGAGAGAGGGACGGCUGUUGAUGUUUAUACUAUUAAUGUUGAUAUUGGUUGUUCUUGCAUGAGGGAUGGAUAAUGAUAAUGCAUGUCUCAUGUCAUGUCAUGUCAUGUCAUCCACCCAUCUGGUGUUUGUUUUCCUAUUCUUUAUAUCUUGUCUAUCCAUUCAUCUAUAUCUAUCCAUCUAGAU
Aspergillus heteromorphus CBS 117.55 is the source of this 2136-nucleotide messenger RNA. RefSeq lists its product as uncharacterized. Lineage: Eukaryota; Fungi; Ascomycota; Eurotiomycetes; Eurotiales; Aspergillaceae. Bases 287 to 1855 code for a protein of 522 amino acids. The transcript is spliced from 5 exons. Gene Ontology annotation, cellular component: mating projection tip; Rvs161p-Rvs167p complex; actin cortical patch. Gene Ontology annotation, molecular function: lipid binding; protein binding. The record is from RefSeq and is a predicted model, not a curated record. Gene Ontology annotation, biological process: plasma membrane tubulation; actin cortical patch localization; endocytosis.